Molecule: messenger RNA, 1780 nt
Organism: Cyphomyrmex costatus
Lineage: Eukaryota; Metazoa; Arthropoda; Insecta; Hymenoptera; Formicidae
Gene: Hph
Product: HIF prolyl hydroxylase
Exons: 5
Coding region: 149-1648 (499 amino acids)
Biological process (GO): cellular response to hypoxia
Molecular function (GO): peptidyl-proline dioxygenase activity; ferrous iron binding; L-ascorbic acid binding
Source: RefSeq, a predicted model, not a curated record
AUGGAGUGCUAGUGUCACUCGUAAUUCGUAAUCACUCUUAGCACAGGCGGCGCGCGAGCCGUACUGACUUUCCUCGUCCGAAGAAAUGUCGUCGACGACGGCGACCGCCGCAGCGGCGUUCGAGUACUCUCCGAGUAAACAUUGAAACAUGUCCGGACCGGAUGGUCGUAUGCAGACCCUCGGUCAACUCUGCGACGACGAUACGGGCAUUCGAACGGGUGCGAGAGUGAUUUGCGCGGUCUGUGACAAGAUUGACAAGCUGUCGAGGUGCUCGCGCUGCAAAGUCGUCUUCUACUGCACGAAGGAGCACCAGAGACGCGACUGGAAACGCCACCGGGAGUUUUGCGCGACUCAUCCCGCGGCCACCGUGCCUGCGGAAGAGCCGUUCCCCGUGCCUGCCGUUGUCGUCACGAACGAGAGUUCCGAAGGCGAGACCUCGUCUAAGAAGCGGCAUCCCUCUGUCGGUAAUCGCAAAGCCCCGAAGGCUGCCGUUCCUAACCUAAACAAGACCGACAAGACCUCGGCUGCACCGCGAGACUUGAACGUCAGUAACGUCACCUCGGACUCGUGUCGGAACGCGAAGCAUCCAGCAGAUGUGCAGGUAGGAAACGAAUCGAGUCAGCAAGAACGGAAAAGGAAUCAGAAUCUGAAGAAGAAGUCGAAUAGCGGAAAGGCAAGGAGCACGCGAAAUAACAAAGCCGAUGGCUGGACGUCGCCUAUAACGUAUGAGGGAAGUUCAGAGGACAUUAUACUGGGAGCUCGAGCCGAGCUCCUAAAUCCUAUUUUAGAGAGCUCGAGGAUUUUCGAUAGUUUGAGCAACGCCGAUCUUGGCUCAACCGCUCAACAUCGUAACGGCAUGAAGAACUUGUCGGAGAUACAGGAUCAGGAAGAAGACUUUUCGCCUCCUUUUCUACAUAGGAACAGAAGUAAUCUUGAGGAACUUCUAGACAAAAUUUGUCAAUAUGUGAUAAGGGACAUGGACAAGUACGGCGUAUGCGUGGUAGACAAAUUUUUAGGCAAGGAGAGAGGUCUUAAAGUGUUAAGUGAAGUGUUAAAUAUGUAUAGAGCCGGAUUAUUUCAAGACGGACAAUUGGUUUCCAAUAAAGGUAGCGCAAAUGACUUAAAGACGAUACGUGGCGAUGAGAUCAUAUGGCUGGAUGGAAAGGAAGAACAGUGUGAAAAUAUUGGCACACUGAUUUCCCAGGUCGAUGCAAUCAUUAUGAGAGCCAAUAAAAUGCACAAUAAUGGCAAAAUAGGAAAUUAUACCAUCAAUGGAAGAACGAAAGCAAUGGUAGCUUGUUAUCCCGGUCACGGUUCACAUUAUGUGAAACAUGUGGAUAAUCCUAACCGAGACGGACGUUGCAUCACAGCCAUUUAUUAUCUUAAUCGAGAUUGGGACGUUAAGGAAAAUGGCGGACUUUUAAGGAUAUUUCCUGAAGGUUGGCGCGAUCAAGUAGCAAACAUAGAACCUUUGUUCGACAGGAUAUUAUUUUUCUGGUCGGAUAGGCGAAAUCCGCAUGAGGUGCAACCAGCGUUUAAAACUAGAUAUGCCAUUACACUUUGGUAUUUCGACGCCGAAGAAAGGAAUCAAGCUUGUCGAAGAUAUCAAAGAGAAAGAGAACUACAUACGAAAAAUAGUGGUUCGUGAGAUAUAGGACAUGAAGAAUUAUUACGCCGUCCGUUUGGACUAAAAACUACUUGUAUAUAAAAUAUGUGUAUUAAAAUAAAAUAUGUAUUAUUAUGUAUUAUGAUAAUUUUUGCAGGAGGAAUUGAAUAACGU